CAAGUCUUUACCAUACUAGCGCAUUAAUCGGGGGACAAUAAAAAAUCGCUUAAAGUUUAGUGUCAUUCAGUAGUAGUUGUAAUGUAGUUGCUAUCCGGAUAGUUAUUUGUGUUUUUAAAAUGUCUUUUUAUAGAGCAGCGAAAGCUGGCUUGGCGAGGGAUACCCAAGUAAAGAUCGACUCACAGUUUGACGUGGACGAAGCGAAGAAAUGCCUGUACUGGAUAGCGAAGAUUUCCGGCGAGCAGAUCGAGAUACGAGACACGGACGACAAGGUCGAGAUGGCCGACAGCUUCUACACGACACUUAAAGACGGCGUGCUUUUAUGCAAGCUCAUACACACCCUGCUGCCCGAGGGUCAUGGGAUAGAUUUCUCAAAGAAAACCUUCCAGCAGACGAAGAACCUGGCAUUUGAAUUGGCUCGUGAGCGGGAACGGAUAGGAAUGUUUCUUAACAAGGCGCAAGAAUACGGUGUUCCGGUUACAAAUCUCUUCCAAACGGAGUAUUUAUACGAGCGGACUAAUUUAGUGCAAGUGUGUACAUGCAUUAGAGCGAUUGGAAUUGAGGCACAGAGUCAUCCCGGCUACGACGGUCCGGUAAUUUGGCCAAAAAAGAAUGAAACAAACGUUCGAUCCUUCACCACAGAACAGUUAAAUGCCGGAAAACAGGUUAUAAGCUUACAAUACGGAUCUAACAAAGGCGCGAGCCAAGCCGGGAUGAACUUUGGAAAGACCCGAAACAUUCUCGACUGAGGCUGACGUCAUUUCCGGUGAAUGUUCUAUGUGCCAGGGAUUACCAAAUAUAGUAUUAUUCAGAUGUUUGGUCGCGUCUCUUAAAAAAUAAGUUGGACUUUGCAUCAUGAUUUGGUGUUCGUUGUUCAAUCUUGAAAACUUAAAAACAACUUUAUUUGAUAGAAGCUAGUUUACUUGUAACGCAUGAAAACCGAAGGACUCGCUUAGCUCUAUGAUCCGCGUCAUUGGAAAAUGGGGCUUAUGUCAUAUGCGGCCGACGUAGCUCCAGACCAGCUCGCGCAGUCGCGCAUUCCGGUUUAGAACAACCAUAUCAGCUAAUAAGACACGAAAAACAUACGUGGGAAGCGUAACUCUUGACCAGACUGCGCAGACUGCCGCAUAUGACAUAAAGUACAUUUUCGCAUGGCGCGGCUCAUUUUAUGAUCGCUGGUGUAGGGAAGAUUAGGCGGACAAUAGUGUUUUGUUUCCACUUACCUGACCGACCGUAACUUUUUGCGCCAACUCUAAACUUUGUUAUGCCAGGUUUAGUUCCCGAUCAUUUUUUGGCAAAUUAAGUAAAGACAUAAUAAUAAUAAUAAUAAUUGAGAAAAGAAAGUUUAAUGCAUGUGCGUAAAGUGUCGUCCCAGAUUAAUCUGUUCAGUCCACACAGGCUAAUCAGAGACGACUCUUUCCGCCGAAACUGAACUUUUGUCAAGAAGAGUCUUCCUUUAACGACCCUGAUUAAACUGUUCGGACUGCACAUGCUAAUAUGGGACAACACUUUACGCACAUGCAUGACUCCCCCCCCCACCCCUUUCACAGAGCAAAGCUCAUAUUUAGUUAGCGUUGAUUUCAUACAUAUUCAAAUAGUUAACUUUAAAUUUGCUAACAAAGUUAAAGGAAGAAUUAAACAAUUUUUUUUUUAAAGAUUUCUUCGUGUUACUGAAUUUUUUCAUACGAUUUGGAACCUUAAAAAUGGUUAACAAGAAAAGAAAAGCCUACAUUCCUAGCUUAUUUCUUUGGUCAUAUUAGCGGAAACACAAUGCGUUUUAGGCCUAAAGUGUUUGUUACAAGUGUAAAGACGAUUGUGAAGCACGAUGUACGGGUGGAUUCAAGCGUGCGAUUAUAUAUGUCUACAUAUAUUUGCAUAAUGUGUGUAUACUGUACGCUACAUAAUACGUGUUAUACUUUAGAUGAUUACGCAGAUAAAUAUGUUUGUAUAUAUGUUUAACAAUUGAA
Dreissena polymorpha is the source of this 1967-nucleotide messenger RNA. RefSeq names its product myophilin-like. The record is from RefSeq and is a predicted model, not a curated record. The transcript is spliced from 4 exons. NCBI's taxonomy places the organism in Eukaryota, Metazoa, Mollusca, Bivalvia, Myida, Dreissenidae. Gene Ontology annotation, molecular function: protein binding. The coding region runs from base 120 to 749 and encodes 209 amino acids.